CCGCCUGCUGCCCCGCAGGCCCGCCCUCAGUUCCCGUCUCCUAGGCCCCGCCCCCUCCGCCCUUUCCAGCGCGGGCCCGUCCCUAGGCCACGCCCCCAGACCCGGGCCCCCGCCCCUCCGCCCGCAACUGCGCAGGCCUGUCCUCUAGGCCACACCCCCAGGUCCCCCGCCCCGCUCUUCCGCCUGCGCCUGCGCAGGCCCGCUCCCCGAGCCCUGCCAACCAUGGUGAACUUGGGUCUGUCCCGGGUGGACGACGCCGUGGCUGCCAAGCACCCGCCAGGGUGUGCCCAGAGGAGGGACAGGAGAGGCGGUGAAGGAAGAGGGCAGGGGAUCGAGCCUUCACCCGCCUCUGCCACCCCAGGGACUCGGGGAGUAUGCCGCAUGCCAGUCACACGCCUUCAUGAAGGGCGUUUUCACCUUCGUCACAGGCACCGGCAUGGCCUUCGGCUUGCAGAUGUUCAUUCAGAGGAAGUUUCCAUACCCUUUGCAGUGGAGCCUUCUAGUGGCUGUGGUUGCAGGCUCUGUGGCCAGCUACGGGGUGACAAGAGUGGAGUCAGAGAAAUGCAGCAACCUCUGGCUCUUCCUGGAGACCGGGCAGCUCCCCAAAGACAUGAGCACAGAUCAGCGAAGCUAGGAGAGCUCCAGCCGGGGCACGGAGGAUUGGGGGCAGGAGGAGUCUGGAACACAGCCUUCAUGCCCCCUGACCCCAGGCUGACCCUCCCCACACCCUAGGGUACCCCAGUCGUAUCCUCUGUCCGCAUGCAUAGCCAGGCCUGACAAACCCCUGCAGACGGCUGCUGCCGCAACCUGGGACCUGCCCAGGAGGUUGGAGCAGAAAGGGCUCUCCCUGGGGUGGUGGUUCUCCUCUAGGGUAUCGGGACGCAUGGUCUGCACUGCCAGCAGAGAGGGUGUGUCUGGGGGCCACCACCUAUGGGACACGUGGUAGAAGGGGCCUGUGCACUCUGUCAUUUCCUUUCUAGCUCCUGCAUCUCCGAUAAGUCCAAGGUGACAGCUGGUGCUAGGGGUGUGGGGUUAAUAAAUGGCUUAUCCUUCUCUCCA
Messenger RNA from Pongo pygmaeus (Bornean orangutan), 1059 nucleotides. It is a transcript of the gene TMEM141, whose product is annotated as transmembrane protein 141. Bases 223 to 732 code for a protein of 169 amino acids. The transcript is spliced from 5 exons. NCBI's taxonomy places the organism in Eukaryota, Metazoa, Chordata, Mammalia, Primates, Hominidae. The record is from RefSeq and is a predicted model, not a curated record.